Messenger RNA from Xyrauchen texanus (razorback sucker), 1597 nucleotides. Its product is annotated as transmembrane protein 134-like. The record is from RefSeq and is a predicted model, not a curated record. The transcript is spliced from 8 exons. The coding region runs from base 230 to 853 and encodes 207 amino acids. Lineage: Eukaryota; Metazoa; Chordata; Actinopteri; Cypriniformes; Catostomidae.
UGUUUAAUCUGAACCCACAAAAAAGAAACGGCUGUAACCAACAAAUUUAAUAGGUUCAAGUCUUCGCCGUUGAAUGCGGCACGUAUAUAUUACAUUUAAACAGAUUAACGAACGAUAAAUCCAUGGGAAGUUAUAGGAGGAUCAUUACAGAAAGAUAUCUGGGUACCUGUUGAGGAUCACGAGUGUUCGACAUGCUUGCCAGUUAACACCCAGUCGAUGGCCUGUAGCUAUGGGGACACAGUUUACAAUUGAUGACGCGUUCGUCCUAGAGGGGGAGGAGGAGGAAGGCGUGGUGCCUGGAGAGGAUGUUGAUGAAUGGAAGGGGAGAGAGAAAGAUGGUGGGGCAGAGAUGACAUUCGGACCCCUCUCUUUUACCAAAACACAAUGUCAUACUUCUGGAUCCGCUGGCACUCCUGAACACAGUAAUCUGAAAUAUCAGAACCUGGAAAAUGAAGAAGCUUUAGGUGGCACUGUGAACUCUUCUUUCAAUAACUUCUUCAAAAUCAGUGAUCCUGCUACUCUGUCCUACUGCAGCUCUCAAUGGUCAUUCAGCACACUCAGCUCUGUCACUCAGCUGUCUGCCCACUGCUGCGGGUGGACAUCUCACCCGCUAGUGAAGAAGAACAGACGAGUUGUUCUUGCCUCAUUCCUCCUCUUAAUCACUGGAGUUGCUUUGAUCUUUACAGGCAUUGUCAUACAGAUAAACCCACACGCAGGUGUUUCAAGUGCAAUCUUCUUUGUUCCUGGAUUUCUUCUCUUCAUUCCUGGUGUGUAUCAUGUGAUCUAUAUAAGCUGUGCAGUUAGGGGGCGAAGAGGAUUCAAGUUCUUUUAUUUGCCAUACUUUGAGAAGUAAACCAUUUGUUUUUACAUAUUCCAGACUGGUGGUCUGGUUUGUCUCUGCCCACCAUUUCCUGUGAUCUAAUAUAUAUAUUUUUUUUUUACAAAAUCCCAAACAAUUAAGUAUGAGAAUGACAAUUUUUACAGUCUCACUAGCAAUGGUUUUCUUAAACAAUUUAAUAAUUAUAACCAGUCUGUACACUGGUCUAACCUUUACAGAUAAAACUAACAGUAAAGCUUGAACUUUUCAAGAGCUAUAAUAUACAAAUUUUAUUUUGAUAUAAGAAAGCACAAGCCAUGUUAUUUUAUCUGUGUUCAUCUUAUUUGAGAGGUGUUUUGCUUCAGACUGCAUAUUGAUUGACAAAUUUCAUAUUAGCUGUACUACACUGUAUGUUCAUAAUUUAAUGAAACAUGUUGCAAUCUGUCCUUGGAAUUCAAGAAGGAGCAUUGUAAUAAGCCUGUUUAACAGAUGUACAACGUUCUGUUAUAAAUUAUGCACCAUUAUUAACCUUGUAAAAGUGCCAAGUAAAAUAAAUGUAGACAAAACAUAUGACAAAAGAAUAAAAAUAUAAAUUUUAGAAAACUAAUCCAAUAUGCUAUUGAGGCCACAUUAAAACACCUUCCCUCUUCAAUCAAGAGAGAUGUGUUAACCAGUGAUUAGUGAUUUGCACAUCACUCAACUUUUUAUGUAGUACCACUACUAACACUUUGAACCACUGUUUUAUUAUGCAUCCAACAAUUGUGUGUUAAGAAUUUUGUA